CAGUAAUUGACCCCCCACCCUGCUACUGCAGCUUGCUCUAGUGCUCUUGGGGCCGCAGGGAGGCAGAGCAACAGGGCACAUGGAUAAAUCAUUUUCGAAAGAGGCUCCUUUCAAACCCGGGGGAUUAGAGUGUCAUAGAGAUGAGGAGCCUGCGCACUGCCUGUUCUGUCAGUUGAAUGGGAGACACAGAAGUCACGUGAGUGUGUGUGUGUGCGUGUAUGUGAGAGUGUGUGUAAGAGAGAUAAAGACGGGGGGAGGGAAUAUGAACUGAAUGGGCACACAUGCUGGCUGAUGUAAUAAAAAUAAUGCUCUGAUCACAACGGAGUGAGAAGUUACCCAAGAGAGAAGGAGAUAUAAUAGGCAGUCCCACUCCAUCACAAGGUCCUUUAUGCGAGUUGUUUACUGGCUGUGCCCCUGCCCUUCACCAUGACUCUCCUAACCCACGUGCUGGCAUGCCUUUUUGGCAUGGGCUCCUGGGUGGCCAUCAACGGGAUGUGGGUGGAGCUGCCCCUCAUCGUGCCAGAAAUCCCAGAGGGUUGGUACCUGCCCUCUUACCUCACUGUGCUCAUCCAGAUGGCUAAUGCGGGGCCCCUUUUCGUCACCCUCAUGCACCGCUUCCGCCCGGGCAAGCUGGACGAGCGACCCGUCAUCUACUCCAUAGUGGGCCUGGGCGUGGUCGCCACCUUCCUCCUGGCCUUCUUCUGGAAGCACACGGUGCCCUUAGCGGGCGCUACGCAUAGUGUCCCCCUUCUAGUGCUCUGUUUCCUAAUCUCUGUGGUGGACUGCACCUCCUCGGUCACCUUCCUGCCCUUCAUGAUGCGCCUCGGUCCCCAGUACCUCACUACGUACUUUGUAGGGGAGGGCGUUAGUGGCUUGGUGCCUGCCGUAGUGGCUCUGGUGCAGGGGGUGGGGGUGGUUCACUGUCGGAAUGCUACAGUGGCUAGCCUAGCCAAUGGGACCUUAGGGGUUAACGCCACUGUAGGGGCCAGUGGAGAGCUCCAGGCUCAAUACCAGCCCGCUAACUUCUCGGCCCAGGUCUUCUUCCUCUUCCUCAGUGCCAUGAUGGUGGUGUGUCUGGCCGCCUUCCUCCUGCUCAACCACCACCCGGCCGUGGCCAGGGAGAGGAAGUGCGAGCUAUACUUCAACGGAGGCCUGGCAGAGGAGAAGAGCCACCAAGCCCUGUCCCUGUCUCACAGACCUCAAGAGGAGAAGGCCAUGAUCAGUUCUCCGGAUAGCCACCGGAGAGCCCGGCGGAGCUCCUUCGGGACGGGCUUCUACAGUGGGCCGGAGCUGGCGUUCAUCUUUGUGGUUCUGGCUUGGGUCAAUGCCCUGACCAAUGCAGUGCUGCCCUCAGUGCAGUCUUACUCCUGUCUGCCCUACGGGAACCAGGCCUACCAUCUGGCAGCCACCAUGGCAGCCGUGGCCAACCCCGUGGCCUGCUUCAUUGCCAUGUUCCUGCCCUUAAGGUCGAUGGUGCUGAUUGGGCUUCUGACAAUAGUUGGGACAGGGUUUGGUACUUACAUUAUGGCCAUGGCUGCACUGAGCCCCUGUCCUCUACUGGUCCACAGCGUCUCAGGCACCGCACUCAUAGUCAUAGCCUGGAUGUUGUUUGUCCUGACCCUCUCCUAUGUGAAGGUGAUCAUUGGGGUGAUCCUUCGGGAUGAGGGUCACAGCGCCCUCGUCUGGUGUGGAGCGGUAGUGCAGCUUGGCUCCAUGCUCGGUGCCCUGUCCAUGUUUCCCUUGGUCAGUGUCUAUGGACUCUUCAAAUCAGGGGACCCUUGUAACACCAAGUGCACAAAGUAGGGAUCAAGACGUGGCUUACUGUUGAAACUCACUGUAGAAAACAAAAAUGGUUGACACUGAAAAUAUAUCUUUCAUCAUGUGAGUUUGCCUCUUUAAACGGAUUUUAAGGUAUCUCGUCUGUUGCGUAAGCAAUGAAAUAUCUCCCUAUGGUUGCGGAAGGAUCUCUUUGAAGCACAUCCUCAGAUUAGGAACUAAAUGGUACCAAAUCGCUUGUGUUUAUUUACUGUUGAAUUAAGUUUCAAAACGUUUUGCCUCAGAUGUAGGGCCUUAAUUUGAUCACCCUGUUGCAAGAUAUAUUUUUCUGCAAUGCAGGAACUUAAAAGGUUUAAAAGGCUUCUGAAGUUUGCAAUUUCCACUUUGACAUUUAAGACUUCAUUUUCCCUUGCGAAAAAAAUAUCAUCCCCUACAAAAAUGCACAUUAAUUUUAAUCCAAAUAAUAAUUCAAAUUGCCUGUUGUUGCAGGAUUAUUUUCCUGCUGUAGCAAACUGGCUCAAAUUAAGAUACGAAAUCUAUACAGUGUGCCCUAAUGAAUACGACUCAGUUUGCCUAUAUUGAGGUAAACACCAUGGGAGGCCAGUGUAUUGACGUCUCAGACUAGACUUUUGUUGUUACAAAGACCACAAAGAUUAUCAAAUUGUAUUGCUAAGCUUUUUACAAAUCUUCUUUAAAGAAGAUGAAUGCCUUUUUUUGCUUGAAGGGUAAUUAAGUAUAGUGAUAUAAUAGUGAUGAUUGGAAUAUGUUACUGGGACAAAACAGUGUCUUAAUUUUUGAGUUUCUAGUACUGCAAAUGUCAACAAAAAGAUAAUUUAUGUUUAUUCUUUACCAGUCUAUAAUUUAGUUUUUUCUAAAUUUAGAGUUUUUCAAAAUUCCAACGUUUGCAGUUAUAAUGUAAUGUACUGUAAUUAUGUAUGGCUCAUGUCAAUUAAAAUGUAUACUUAUGUA
Oncorhynchus kisutch (coho salmon) is the source of this 2745-nucleotide messenger RNA. RefSeq names its product riboflavin transporter 2. Gene Ontology annotation, biological process: riboflavin transport. Gene Ontology annotation, cellular component: plasma membrane. The record is from RefSeq and is a predicted model, not a curated record. Bases 427 to 1803 code for a protein of 458 amino acids. Gene Ontology annotation, molecular function: riboflavin transmembrane transporter activity. Lineage: Eukaryota; Metazoa; Chordata; Actinopteri; Salmoniformes; Salmonidae. The transcript is spliced from 4 exons.